GUCCAUUGUAAUUAUUUGAAAAAGCUUACCUUUCAGCUUGUUGGCUCCUCGUAACUGGUCGAUGAUGCUGGCACUGUUCCUAACCAUAAUAUCGUAUCAAGGCUCGUUGCAAUUCUACCAAAAUACGAUGCCGGCACCUGCUCCAAUGAUGGCUCCCCCGAUGAUGCCGCAGAUGUUCCCCAUGAGUGCUGACAUGAUGUAUCAGGUCCUCCCAGCCAUCACCCGCAUGUUCAACCAGCCCCCCUCCAGCCACCGAGAGAGAAGUCAAAGCAGGAAGCGAUACAAAUCCUCAUCUGAAAGCGAAGAGUCUGACAAACCCUGCGCUUGCGACUGCAUGACUUGCAGUGGAACUGCUGACUGCUGCAGGCAACUGUGCACCAAUUGCGGUGAUCAGAACAGCGUCGUAUUCGUACCCUUUCCGUACCCAGUGCCAGUGCCGCCACCAAGUAUGGUGCCCCAAGGAAACGGCCUUGUGCCAGUAGACAUUGCAACGGAGAAGAACCUUAAAAAUGAUUUACAUGAGGAGGGGACGAAAGCUGCGGAGCCCACUGAGCUUACAUCAUCUACACCUACAACCAUCUUCACUGAGACUUAUGCCUCAGAACCACCAAUGAAAUUGAGGGCACUUGGUAUCAAUAAUAACUGCAAAGAAGGAGCUACAUGCAAUAGUUACAGUAACAAUAAAGAGGAUCUAAGGCAAGGAAGCUUGCCGGUAAGAAAACUGGACAAGAGCAUUUUCGAUUUCAACAACGAGGAGUACAAAAUGCCUCCCAAAAAGUUUAUUGAUGAAUUAGUGAACGCUGAAAUGGACAUGCUGGAAGAAGAGCGAAAAUUGAGAAAUUUGUUGAGCAAUUUUGAUAACGAAGUUCAGCAUUGACAUAGGCACACAAGAUGUAAAUUAUGACUUAUGGUUAAGUAUGUGAUUUAGGUAUUAAGGGUUAUGUGGUGAUAAAGUGCAUGGAAAACGUAUCCCUACCUACACACUAUGUUUUGUUAUUCUUUUUUAUCUUAAUUUUUUACAUAAGUUUUAAGUACAAGUCGGUAUUAUACAUAAUUAAAUUAUUGUUUUA
This is a messenger RNA of Plutella xylostella (diamondback moth), 1070 nucleotides long. Lineage: Eukaryota; Metazoa; Arthropoda; Insecta; Lepidoptera; Plutellidae. The record is from RefSeq and is a predicted model, not a curated record.